Molecule: messenger RNA, 525 nt
Organism: Aureobasidium vineae
Lineage: Eukaryota; Fungi; Ascomycota; Dothideomycetes; Dothideales; Saccotheciaceae
Source: the annotation of a GenBank genome assembly
AUGUCGGCCCGCCAGCCAAGAUUCAACCAGCACACGCUGAUCGACACCACACCUCUACCCGACGACAUUCCCAAGGUCCAAGAAGUCGGUGCCAGUUCCGCUCCUCUGCUCUCGGCCUCGUUCUUCAUCGGCGCAAGAUGCAAGACUUACAAUGACGACUACAUGAUGUGCAAGGCCGACGCCAACGGAAAGGGAGAGCUUGACUGCUUGAAGGAGGGCCGCAAGGUUACCAGAUGCGCUUCCAGCGUGUAUCACUGCCUCGAAGAGUUCAGAAAACACUGGUCAUGCCUGGACAACAACAACCAACAGCUGUGGCAGUGCAGAAGAUACGAGAGACCUCUCAACAAGUGUGUCUUUGACAACCUGGUGCGUUACCCUGAUUCCGCGAGACUAUGUUGUGCUUUUUCUGACCGCAAUAUCUGUACANNGAAGCUGGAGAAGACCAUUCCCGGAACCCCGGCAAACGAGCUCCCCGUCCACGAGCGCAAGAGACAAACAUACGCUCACCACAAGACUCUGACUUGA